This is a messenger RNA of Ictalurus furcatus (blue catfish), 2176 nucleotides long. RefSeq names its product macrophage mannose receptor 1-like. Lineage: Eukaryota; Metazoa; Chordata; Actinopteri; Siluriformes; Ictaluridae. The transcript is spliced from 4 exons. The record is from RefSeq and is a predicted model, not a curated record. The coding region runs from base 28 to 1065 and encodes 345 amino acids.
CACUAUGUAAUAAUAAGUCUCUUUCUCAUGUUACUCACAGUAGUAUGUGGUAUAGGAGCGUAUAUUCCUCAUCGCUAUCACUUUGUGAAUGAGAAUAAAACCUGGAGUGAAGCUCAGAACUACUGCAGAGAGAAAUACACUGAUCUGGCCUCCAUCAACGACAUGGGAGAGAUGAUGAAGCUGAAUUACACACUGAAAAGGAAACUGUUAAGAAAGCUUGGAUCGGUCUACAGAGAGAGGACAUUGGGAAAUGGCUCUGGUCUCUGGCAGACCAAACUUUCUACAGAGACGGAGACACUUACAGAAACUGGGGUAAUGGACAACCAGACAACUACGGGGGAAAUGAAAAAGAACACAAACACUAAUAGAUACAUGUUUAUUAAUGAGACAAAGACCUGGUGUGAUGCUCAGACCUACUGCAGAGAGAAACACAACGACCUGGUCAGUGUGAGGAACCAAACUGAGAAUGAGCAGAUCAGGAAAUUGAUUCAGAAUUCACCUGAUAAUAUUUUUUGGAUUGGUCUGUUUAAUGAUUCUUGGAAGUGGUCAGAUCAGAGUAAUUCCUCAUUCAGGUACUGGAGCUCUGACAAACCCAGUGGAGAUUUGAACUGUGCUGCAGUGAAAGUGUCUGAGCAACAUUCCUGGACCAAUGUGAACUGCAGAGAAAACCUCCCCUUCAUCUGCCAUGAAAAGAGAUUGGUCUUGAUUAAUCAGAGUCUGACCUGGAAAGAAGCUCUGAACUACUGCAGGAACCAUCAUUAUGACCUGGUCUCAGUGCGCUCUGAGGAGAUGCAGCUCUGGGUGAAGGAGGUGGUUCAAAACGCCUCCACCGAACACGUGUGGCUCGGCCUGCGUCACGACUGCGUCCAGCGUAUCUGGUUCUGGGUUUUUGGAUCGAUGAUCUGCUACCACGACUGGUCCCCGGGGAAUGGGACAAUGAAUGAAGACUGCAGCCAUGAGAGGAGAAGCGGAGCAGUGCAGUCUGGAGGAAAGCAGCAGUGCAUCGAACUGUCUGAGGGCUACAAACUCAACUUCAUCUGCUCUACCUAUGACGAUAUGUUUUAAUAACAUGAAGACUGAAGACAAGCUGUGGUCCUCCAUCUGUAUCCAACAUCAGCAGAUCUAUGUCACGAGUUCCCCUUUAGGCAGCGCGCUGUGGAGCAUGUGAGCGCGCGUGCACGAGCAGGUGCGCGAGCACCUGCUUUUCCCUUGUGGACAAUCAUGACAUUUCUACACGUGCUUUUGUUAUUGUUUAUGUCAUGUCUCCUCCCUGUCCUGUCAUUGGUUGUCAUGUCACGUGUGUCUGGAUUAUCCUCAGCUGUUAGCUGUUACGAGGGUAAUCAUGUCAGCAUAUAUACCGCAUGCCUCGCAACACUCAAUGCGGAAUAUUAAACUUAGAGUAGCAUAGAGAUAGAUUAGGUUUUGUUUCUCAUAGUCAUAGUCAUAGUCAUAGUCAUAGUCAUAGUCAUAGUCAUAGUCAUAGUCAUAGUCAUAGUCAUAGUCAUAGUCAUAGUCAUAGUCAUAGUCGUUUAUACUGGUUACUCCGCUACCAGUCCCUCGCUGUAUGCCACGUUUCGUGUUUUGUUUAUCGACCCUGUUUUCCGUACCACGACCUUGAUCUCUGCCUUGCCCAAGUUAAUGCCUGUUUGCUGAUCGUCUGACCUUGCAUGUUUUGGAUUACGUUUUGGAUUACGAUUUGGACUUGUCUGCCUGUCUUUCUUUAAAUAAAACUCUCGUUUGAACUGCGAUUGCAUCCGCCUUAUCUUCCGUUCCGUCACGAGACGUGACAAUCUACAGUACUGUCUCUUUUAUACUCUUGCUAUAAUGUAUACUCUUUAUCCAGAUGUUUCAUUAUAUUUUUAAUAUUGUAUUCAGUAAAUUCCACUGUCUCCAAACAGCAUGACCUUUUCAUAUUCACAGAGUAUGUUUCCUAUUAAUUAAUUAAUUUUUAUUAAUAGAGGGUUUAGGGGCAAUUAAGGUGAAAUCUAUUUACUUGAUUUUAUACUACAGUGUGUUUGGUAUGCACAUUUCAUUGUUUUUCAUACGCUUUCUCAGAAUAGGGAAAUAACACACUCCGGUAAUUUACACCCAUGCAGGAAGUUUAGAACACCUAGCCCCGCAAACAGUGAUGUUAAAAUGUUAUUAUUCAUGGUGGUUAUACAGGUGUCAUGUGAUG